AUGUCUCCACUGUUCAGUUUUCAAGGUAACAAUUACAAUCGUUUCAGUGACGGCCACCCGGGUAUAGCCGGCAGUGGCGGCAUUCGUGGAAUUCAGGGUGAACGAGGCAGCAAGGGCGCACCCGGCUCACCUGGCCCUAUCGGUCCUCCUGGUCUCGUCGGACCGCCUGGAUCCUGUUCUCAUUGCCAAGUGAACGUUCACAAACCUCAUCGCUCAGAGUCGCCAAGUCACGUUCCUCCAAGCGCUAUCGAGCACGAAACGUCAGAUCUCGGUUACGACGAAGAAGUUUCAAAUAAGCCAAAAUCGCAACCGCGUCAACCAUCAGCGCCAGCGAGACCUUCUCCAGCACAUAAGAAGCACUCAGCGCGAGUCAGACCUACACCAGCUCCAGCUCCACCGUCACCACCAUCACAAUACUCCGUAGAGACCGACACUACAUACGCGCCUGCUCCUCCAGCACCAUCAUACGGUGCCGAAAGUGUGACACAAGCUCCAAUUAGACAAACUACUGAAGAGGCUCCAUACCAGCCACCGCCUACUUUUACACAAGCUCCGGUUAGGUCAACUACUGAAGAGGCUCCAUACCAGCCACCGCCUACAACGCCUUACUCCGCCCCAACCACCACUACGAGCCGCCCUGCGGAGUCAUCAACAUCUUACAACGUUGCCAUCGAACCAACGCAAAACGUGCUGCCCAGCUAUGGUGACGAGCCCACUGAGCCCGUCACACCGGAACCGGAUCAGCCCAAACUUCCUACCGGCUACUCCAACGAUCAGCUCAUUAUCAUGUCGCCAGCUCGUGCCUAUUCGCAGCGGAUCGUCAAAUUCGACCACCCUACAGUGGUCAGAACCAAGCAGGUAAGGGCUACAAUGUGCAACUCGUUCCCAGCUCAUAUGGCGCCAAUCCUAUCGGAAGAUUAUGGGAUGCCGGCACGCCCACGAAGUAUAACCCUGCCCACUACCAACAACUUGCCCCACCUGCUCCCAGGUACAAGCGCGGGUAAAGCUGUGGACGACAUUGCCAGUACAAGCGCCGUAAUAUUGUGGUAUUCUGUCAUGCUCAACUUUGUCUAUAUGCUCUAUUUUAUUUCUGGACGACUUGGUGACGAGGAUUAG
Molecule: messenger RNA, 1116 nt
Organism: Ostertagia ostertagi
Lineage: Eukaryota; Metazoa; Nematoda; Chromadorea; Rhabditida; Trichostrongylidae
Source: the annotation of a GenBank genome assembly